Branchiostoma belcheri (Belcher's lancelet) is the source of this 1320-nucleotide messenger RNA. RefSeq names its product serine/threonine-protein kinase pdik1l-B-like. The record is from RefSeq and is a predicted model, not a curated record. The transcript has 8 exons. Gene Ontology annotation, molecular function: protein kinase activity; ATP binding. The coding region runs from base 1 to 1320 and encodes 439 amino acids. Lineage: Eukaryota; Metazoa; Chordata; Leptocardii; Amphioxiformes; Branchiostomatidae. Gene Ontology annotation, biological process: protein phosphorylation.
AUGGAGAAGUACACGAUCCAACACGAGCUCGGGCAAGGCGCGUUCGGUAAGGUGUACAAGGCGGAACGUAAGGAGGACGGCAGCGCGCUCGCUCUCAAGUGUCUCACCGUGGACUCACUGGACAAGGGACAAGUCGUGCUGAAGGAAAUCAGCGCUCUACAGCAGGUCGGAGAACACCCGAACAUCAUGCAGUUCACUGACGCGUUCACAGAGGGCGCUGGUUUGAACACCCCUGCCCUGAACGUGUGGCUGGUGCUGGAAUACUGCAACGGGGGCACCCUGGACAGCUUCAUCUUGGGUAGCAACCAUGACCGAGGGACCGUUCUGCAAUUACUGUGCGACACGGUAGAGGGCGUUGCCUACCUGCACGGCAGAAAUAUCGUCCACCGAGACCUUAAGCCCGACAACAUCUUGGUGGACAACUCCGGGCAGAGACCAGUUGCCAAGAUCGCGGAUUUCGGUAUUGCCCGUGUGUGUGAGCGGUGUGGCUGGGACAUCAACAGCUACUACAUGCAGACUGCGGUCGGCACCAGACUGUACCUAUCGCCUGAAAUCAUCGGACCACUGCUGGCACAGCCACCGCGGCCCGACCUGGUGACCUACACCGCCAAGACCGACGUCUUCGCCUUGGGCCUGAUCGUGGCCGCCAUCUUGGAUCGGACGACAGUUCCGUUCAACCCGGGAAAAGUGACGCCCUUCCUGCCGGACCCCGCGAACGGACAGCCCUCGCCUGUGGCUGACGUCAUGGUCGCACAUCCGCGGUUCCCGGUGGCAGACAUGCUGAUGACCAGUGAACCCCCGGGGUCUCCGAUAAAGGCCCUGAUCCUGUCCAUGCUGGCAGCUGAUCCUCACCAGAGACCGACAUCAGAACAGGUCCUCGGCAGCCUUAAACAGAUCACCAAUUUUCCUCCCGGGGCCGCCAUCGUCGCUGUUCCGGUGAUGCCACCUCCGGGCCCGCCCCCUCCCUACACCGUGGUGGAAGUGCCGGUUGAGGAGGGGAGUGCUGAACCUCAGACGUGGCAGGAUCGCCUGUCGUCGUGUUGCCGCGCGUGCUGGCGGUGCGAUGACGGCGAGGAGUGGUACCACCUAGCGGGGAAAGGUCCGGGAUGGAUCUUCGUGCUGCUGAUCCUGUGGCUGGUGGUCAUCAUGGCGGUCAUUUUCGCCGUGAUGUGCGUGGUGGCCUACAUGUGCUUCCUCUGCGUCCUGUCGGUCUGCCUCAGCCUGGACGACGACAGACCCGCGAGGGUGGAGCGGAGCAACGACACCGCCGCGCUCGCCUUUCUGUUCGCAGUCGGCACACUCGGCGCUUUCGGCGAUUAG